AUGAAAUUUAUUUUUUAUUACUCGGAGUUGAAAUGUAUUAAAUUGAAGAAUAAAAAAGCAAACAAUACAAAGGAAAUACAUAUUAUUGUGUUGAAUAAAUGUGAAAUCGAUUACAUUAAGUGUCAUGAUGGUUUAGAAGCUACAUUAGUUUCAAUGAAAAAUUGCGAAAAACCAACAGUUGGGAAUUUGAAGAAGAAAAGGCCGAAAAGAAGUCCCAAAAUUGCAAAAACGUCAAAGAAUAAUAUAACCUUAAAAUCACGUAGGAAUAAAAUUCCUUUGAAAUCAAACAAAAUCGACUAUAGUAAACUAUAUUUUGGACCGCAGAGAAGAGAUAUUUCUGAAGAUAUUGUAGACGAGGAGGAGGAAGGAAGUGGGAAUUUAAGUGGAGAAGUAGUUGAGGAAUUAAAUGUUAGUGUUAAAGGUAAUUUAGGUGGAGGUGAUGGAGAAAUGAUGUCUUUUAAAGUAGAAGGGGGAGAUGACAAAUUUUUAGAAGAACAAGAAUUUAAUGAUGGGAACAUCGAUGAUGAAGUGAGUAUUGAUGAUGGCUCAGAUGAUGAAGCCAGUGAUGACGUUAGUGAGAUGAAUGUAAGUCUACAUAUAAAACAAGAUCUAAAAGACAGCAAUGAAGAGGAACCAGAAGUGAUUGCUGGAUCUGAUGAAACUAAAUUAGAAGAUAUAACGGAUCCAAAAACACAAGAUUUGCCGCCUGGACCCGGUCAAGUGGGCACGAGUGUAGAAGAUGACGGAAACGACAUCGAAAUACAGAAUGCUGAAGUAGAAGAUUCAACAGAAUCGGAUGAUGUCAAUAAAGAAGUGGAGACACCAGAGACACCUGACAGCAGUGAUUCAGACGUAAAUACACAGGACAUAGAAAAUGGGGAUUGUCCAACGGAAUGUCCAGCUCGUGACGUCAUGGUGUGUGCUCGAUGCCGAGCGGGAGUCUACAGAACGUUUCUAAGCGUCUGCCAUCUUAGACAGUUUAGUUGUAAUCAUCCUGAAAAGAAAUUGGAACUAGUGGCACGUCGGCCGUGUGUCUUGUCAGCGCCAUUUUUAGCUGGAAUGAAGACAAAAGGCAGACAGAAAGAUCCGAACGACGAAGAUGUAGUCUUAAAGUAUAUACGAUGUAGAGAGAAAGGGAAUACUAAUGAUCCAAAGUGUAAAUUUGCGAAAGUUGACAAACCUCGAUUACGUAGGAAAAUAUAAAAUUCAAGAUAGAAAUGUGUAUUUUUCAUUCUAAUCCCAAUCCUAUUAAAUCCUGUUUUAAGGAUAAUACAAAAACUAGAAUCAAGAGGUAAACAUUUACUAUAUAAAAAAUCGAAAUGAACCACCCUGUAGUAGUAGUAAACAAUUGUAACGUUUAACAAAAUUGUACAUAACACAGAUUGAUUUUUUCUCACAAAUAAAACAUUUUCCCUUCAUAAUACAAAAAUUACAGGACAUUUGUACACAAAAUUCUCAGUUUUGUCAACGAGAACAAAGAAGAAUAUAACAAUUAGUUAGUCACCGCCAAAAAUUACAUAAAAUCACAAGACAAUAUAAAGGAUGUUUAAUCUUAUCGAAUAAUUUUAACAUCUAACACGACUAAGACAAAAGUUAUCCCUUACCUAAUACCUUCUAAAGGUAGAAAAUCAGUCACAAUAGAAGCUCAGUCUGGCUAAUCCAGAACUUCAUAGAGGCGGAGAAG
This is a messenger RNA of Papilio polytes (common Mormon), 1684 nucleotides long. RefSeq lists its product as uncharacterized. Lineage: Eukaryota; Metazoa; Arthropoda; Insecta; Lepidoptera; Papilionidae. The transcript is spliced from 9 exons. Bases 1 to 1203 code for a protein of 400 amino acids. The record is from RefSeq and is a predicted model, not a curated record.